GGGAGGGGAGCCGGGCCCGUCAGCGCCGGCGGCCGCGGCCCCUGCUCCGAGCGGCGGAACCAGCUGAAAAUGUCUCAGAAUCCCGACAAGCUGCACUCAAGUGAAGAAAAGCUGAGCGGUCCGGAGGAUGCUCGGGAGGAGAACUCGGACAACCCGGAUCAGUCUGUCCGGAAAAGGAUACGGCAGAGCCCUCCAGGGCCACACAGAGAUGACACCCCCAAGUCCAGUCCUCCUCGGCCCGUGUCCAUAGAGGAGCUCAUGGAAACAGCCAAGGGAGUCACCAACAUGGCACUGGCACACGAGAUUGUGGUCAAUGGAGACUUCCAGAUAAAACCAGCAGAGUUACCAGAACACAGCUUGGAAAAGAAAGUAAGAGAUAUUGUGCAUAAAGCUUUCUGGGAUUGUCUGGAAGCUCAGUUAAAGGAAGAUCCACCAACAUAUGAUCAUGCAAUUAAACUGCUGGGAGAAAUUAAAGAGAACCUCCUGUCUUUCUUGUUGCCUGGUCAUACUAGACUGAGAAACCAGAUUACAGAAGUUCUUGAUCUGGAUUUGAUAAAACAGGAGGCAGAAAAUGGGGCCCUUGACAUUUCCAAGUUGGUCAAGUUUGUUAUUGGGAUGAUGGGGACUCUCUGUGCUCCAGCCCGAGAUGAAGAAAUUAAGAAACUGAAUGACAUUCAUGAAAUAGUCCCUCUGUUCAGAGCCAUUUUCUCUGUAUUAGACCUAAUGAAAAUGGAUAUGGCAAACUUCGCUGUCAGUAGUAUUAGGCCAAAAUUAAUGCAGCAGUCUGCUGAAUAUGAAAGAAAGAAGUUUCAGGAGUUUCUUGAGAAACAGCCAAAUUCUUUAGACCUUGUCACAAAGUGGUUGCAAGAGGCAGCGGAUGAUCUCACAAAGCUGGGACAUGAAACGUUGCCUCCCCACUCCAACGACGGUGCUACCGGUGGAACCUCCACCUUGUGCUUCACUGCUGUACAAAAUCAGGCCUAUUUGAAGCUCCUAAAGUGGGAUCAUGUGAACAGGCCUUUUCCAGAAACAUUGCUCAUGGACCAGACCCGCUUCCUGGAAAUCCAGCUGGAGCUGGAGCAGCUCCUGCUGGUGGGGACAGUGCUCCUGGUCACCUUCAGCGCAGCAGGCCCAGCGCUCGUUGACGUGCCUGGAUUUGCCGAGAAAAUCAAAACCAUCGUCAAGGUGCUGCUGACGGGAACGCACCUUCCCUCCUUUAACCUGAAGGAAUCUCUGGCCACCAUCGGGGAGAAGGUGUGUGCUGAAGUGAACAGCUGCCUGUCCCAGCACGGCUUCACCCCCUUCUCAGCAGAGAGAGAGGCUGUGCUCAAGGGGCAGAUCCAAGCAGUGGCCAACCCAGAUAACACCAUCUGCAGGCUCAUAGAUUCUCGAAUUCAAAAGUUCCUGGAGAAUUAUCUUGCAUCCAGUCACCAGAAAACCCUGCCUUCCAUCCCUGGAGGAUUAGGCCCUAUCCAAAGGGAGCUGGAAGAUGUCGCUGCCAAGUACGUUCGUCUCGUCAACUACAACAAGAUGGUCUUCAGCCCUUACUACGAUGCAGUCCUUGGCAAAAUACUGACUAAGGGAGAACCCCAGCUUGUAGGGAAGCCAGAAGAGUCCUAAACCCACAAGUUUGUGUGCUACCAAUAACGGUAUUGUCAGCUAUUAAAUAAAAAUUGUACCAAUAUUUGUCUAGGAAAAACAGCUUUCCGUGUAAAUACCGGUUCCUUCUAAUUCACGAGUGAUGGCUGGUGAGGGAAAUACUCGAGGUGCAGAAGGGGUUCUGAAGCAAAUGAUGAGAGGUGCAUUUUUAAUGUAAGGGUGCAACCUAGGGGGGGGAUAUCGUGGUAGUUUUCUGGCUGUAAUUUUUUACAUUUUGGAGCUGAUUCUAGGCGGGGCGAGUUGAAGAACAGAACUUGGUAUUUAAGUGGCUCGUUUUUAGGGCAUUUAACUCUUUAAUUUACAGUGAAUUCAGUUUAAUUAAUCCAGAGCAGUUUAGCAGUGGUUCUUCCCAGAAGGGGUGAUACGGUUUUAAAAAUAUAUCUUACUUUAAGGAGUUAAGAAAACUAAAAUUCUAGGUAAGAGGAACUUUGACACAAAACCAACCCAAACAGCACUUUAUUGUAACAUUAUGAUCACUAUGGUAGGCUACUGGUUUUUUCUGCAUUUUACUGCAUUUUUAAUAGCGUUUUUUUGCUGUUUACCUGCAGAUGUUACAAAACAUAAUAUAUUUUUGUAGUAAAUUUUCUGGUUAUUGGGUAACUGUCCUCUGCUAUGUACAGUACUCACAGAGGUGGCAAUCUUAUAGAUUGCAGCUGUAUUUAUCUCUUGUAAAGACUUAAGAAGGGCAGAGCCAAAAUGUUUUGAUAAAAGUGGUAUUUCUUA
Molecule: messenger RNA, 2382 nt
Organism: Empidonax traillii (willow flycatcher)
Lineage: Eukaryota; Metazoa; Chordata; Aves; Passeriformes; Tyrannidae
Gene: TCP11L1
Product: t-complex 11 like 1
Exons: 10
Coding region: 70-1620 (516 amino acids)
Biological process (GO): signal transduction
Source: RefSeq, a predicted model, not a curated record